Molecule: messenger RNA, 2938 nt
Organism: Betta splendens (Siamese fighting fish)
Lineage: Eukaryota; Metazoa; Chordata; Actinopteri; Anabantiformes; Osphronemidae
Product: G-protein coupled receptor 4-like
Exons: 4
Coding region: 150-1019 (289 amino acids)
Biological process (GO): positive regulation of Rho protein signal transduction; phospholipase C-activating G protein-coupled receptor signaling pathway
Cellular component (GO): membrane
Molecular function (GO): G protein-coupled receptor activity
Source: RefSeq, a predicted model, not a curated record
CCUGGCUCAUUCGUCAUCCUCCGCUCCCCUGCAUGUCAUUACCUGCCACAUUUCUCAAGAGAGCGUCUAGUUUCGUAGAAAGCAGUCGACUCUGGAGCAGAAGCACGCAGGCUGUGGACCUCCACCUUCCACAGGUUCGGCCUUGAAGCAUGGAGAAGCUCAACUCCACGUGCCCCAGUUCCAACGGCGUGGCCUCUGCCUUCUACCUGAGCGACAGCGAGCCGGGCUCCCGCGUGGUGGUGGUGACGUGCGUCAUCAUCGCCGUCAGCCUCCCUGUGACGCUAGUCGCCAUCUACGCCGUCUACUCUCUGGUCCAGAAGGACAACGUUGCUCCGGUCUACGUCAUCAACCUGCUCAUUUCUGACCUCAUUCAGCUGUGCUCCAUGAUCGUGUCCGUGGCAGUAGCUUCCGACUCCAGGACCUUCGAGGCCUUCUUCUACGUCUACCACUUCAGCGUGACGGCCAGCGUGUGCUUCAUGGUUUGCAUCGCCAUGGAAAGGUACCUGGCCAUCGCCUGCCCUCUGUGGUACCGCUUCAAGCGAACCAUCAAGGUCUCGCUGGUGGUCUGUGCCGCCGCCUGGGCCUUUGCUCUCCUUUACGCCCUCUUGGCCUACUUCUAUUAUUACACCUGUUAUGUGGAUGCAGAAACCAUCUUUGAUGGCUUCUUCCUCGUCCCGUUUCCCCUGCUCCUCUUCUUUUUCUUUGGGUCUAUUAAAGCCCUGACGAGCGGCGGACGCAUGCUCUCUGAUGAGAAACGCAGGAUCCUGGCCCUUCUGGUUCUGGUGCUGCUGAUUUACACUCUGCUGUAUCUGCCCUCGGUCAUCUGGUCUCUGGCGGACAAAGCCACCGCCCGGAACCUCCUGAGCGAACUAUCGUACACUUUUAUUCUCUUCAGUCCCCUCGCAGACUCUUUUCUGUAUGUUUUUCUGAGGAAAGGAGCUGCAGACAAGCUUUUGGUUACGCUCUGUUGCUGCAGGAUGGACAACAAUGAUGUCACGACUUCGUCAGGAACAAGGUGAACGUACAGUACGUGGCGCUGAACACAGGAGAACGGGAGACAACAGGAAUAGUAGAUACAGAUAAAGUCAACGACGCCUGAGCCAAACAUGAUGAACCUCUGUUCCGUUGCUGGAAAACAGGCUCAUUUCAUUUUUUCAUUUUUUGUUUUUCUCAGUCGCUUUAGAACAAUUCUCAGAUCAGAAUUGAAGUUUGCAAAUAUAUGUGUGCAUUUCUCAAAACAAUUUGUACAAACAGCAAAACACUAUGGAUUUCUUGCAAAAGCCUGUCUAAUGCUCAAAAUCUUUAGUUCAUCUCUCAAAACUAAGUUUUUAUGUCAUUGAACGUAUCAGUGGCAUCAGAAUAUCAAGUCCUUGUGUCAUUGUCUACGAACAAGACAGUCAAAUUACUUAGUCAUGUUGUCAAUAUUACUGUGUCAUUUGGAGGGAGGUUCUGAUGUAAACUAUAGCUACAGUUUUGAUGACAAUUACUGUAAAAUGUAAGUUACACCUUUUUUUACACCAAGAGAGUGGACAAUGGCAGCCAGGAGGGUCAUUUGUUUAUGUGGCUGGUGAUCAUAACUUUCCAUCCUGAUGCCUGAUGCUGUUUGAGUGAUGAAAACUCACAUUCUCCCAAACUAUCACACACUUUGGCAGGUGAUCUCCACUCUGACCCCUCUCUUCUUCAGGGUUGAGAUCUCUGUAGAGAGUUUCUAGGAAGGUGAUAAGAUGCUCUGUGUUGUAUGGACCAAUCAUGGGAAUAUGUGAAGCACACUGUUGUCAGACAUAAUACAUUGUGUUGUGCUCAAGCCAUUCAUACAUAUAUACUUGCCAGUUGAUGAUUAUUGAGAUGCACCUUUGUUAGAGAAAGUCCAGUCACCUGAGAGCAAUUUACCAAAUCAAGAAAAAUCUAGAAAAAAACAUAUAAUGGAGAUGUAUAGAAAUAUGUUUUUUACAUUAUGACAACUCGGUCAACCAUUUUGCAGUUAAUGACUUAUACGAUGAAUAUGACUAGGUGUUUUGAGGAGUAGGACUAUUGCACAGUGAUACAUUUUGAUCAACAUGACAUAAACAAUUGAUAAAGUAGCAAAGAACAGGGAAUUGUACAUAAUCAUUUGAAUGGAUCUACCAAAGCAUUUGCAACUUGUUCAAAGAAGUGAGAAACUGCUUAUAUGAUGUGCACACGUGACAUCAUGAUGUGAAGAUUGAACAAAUAGUUUUGAGAAUUUCAUUCUGAUCUGCGAAUUGUACUAAAGCGACUGAGAAAAACUGUAAUGUGCAUGACCUGUUUUCUUUAUUUUUGUUUCUUGUGUAAAUAUUAUUCUAAAUAACAUACAGCAUGCAGGGUUUUUAAGUUUAUUGUUGGUAUUUUACUACACAGAUGAAAAACAUAAAAGAAUAUUAUGGCUCUAAUACUGUCUGAUUUUAAAAUCAGACACAAUAUUGAACUUGAACAUUUUAGGAUGUGACUAUGUGUUUUGUUUACACAGUGCAGCUUUGAAAUGACAGUAAUAACGUAGCAACGAAAAGUGGCAUUAGCUAGUUGGUUAUCAGAACGUGAUACCAACCACAACAACGUGAAACACAGUCAUAUAGUCGUUGCAGUAAUUAAAUAUCAGUUUAGUAAAUACGUCAAAGCUUCCUGCCAAAUGCCAGUGGGCACCGGAACCCAGGCUCAGUUCUGCUCGGCCCAGAAGAUGCAACAGCAGCUUGUCACUGAGGAAAGUUGACAUGAUGGAUCAGGAAGUGGACAAAAAAGACGGGAUGUGCUCUUAUGAACAUUCUUUUUGACACUUGACUAAUCUUCAGUCCUUAUGGAAGCUAAAGUAUGCAAAUACCGAAAGGUUACCAUGCUUUUUCUGUUUUUUUUUAUUAUUUUCCAUCUUUAUUGAACAUUAAUUGAAUGCUGAACCAACAUUUUUUAAACAAAUUCUCUCUUCUGA